AUGUCAGCAUCAGCUCCCCAUAUCUGUGAUAUCCGAUGUGGACAAGAAAUUACCUGCCAAAGCUACAAUUACUAUAGAAAGAAGGAGAUCUGCGAACUAAACAACCGCACCAAAGAGGCGAGGACUGUAAACUUUCGCUCGGCCCCUGGUUGGUUUUAUAUCAGGCGUUUGAACGGAAGAGCACCUUUGGGUUCCAUUCUCGAAUUACCAGCACUAUCUUGCCAAGAAAUAAAGGCAAGUGAGGGAAAAGAUGCCAUUAGCAAUAAGUACUGGAUGAAUCCAACUGGUAAUGGAAAGACACAAUUAAUGUAUUGUAAUAUGAGCUUGGGAACUGGAGAAAUCGAUGAAUGCAAGAAUGAUAUCUUGCUCUGUGACGCCAAUGCAAUUUGUUCAAACACUUAUGGCUCGUAUAAAUGCACGUGCAAGGAGGGAUACAAUGGAACUGGACAUGAAUGUAUAGAUGUUGACGAAUGUGUAAAUGACAGGUUCAUUUGUGGUGUGAAUGCGACUUGUGUAAACACUAAUGGCUCUUAUGGUUGUACUUGCAAGGAGGAAGGAUCAGUUGGAGAUGGAAGUGUUUGUUCAGGUGAAGAAUGUCGAUCCAUUAUCUUCAAAGAACCCAUACAGGACAGAGUCAUGAAAUAUCAUUCAAUCAGGCUUGUAGAGGUGCCCCAUCAAGGCAGUUGUAAUGUGCUGUGUUAUAUGGAGCCCAAUUGUGUGUCCAUAAAUGUUGGGCUUUCACAAAGAGGGAACUACAUUUGUGAAUUGAACAACGCUUCGGACGAAAGUCCAAGCUCGUCCGACCUUCAGAGUAAACAAGUUUACACCCAUCUCAGUAUCGAGGUCGUCAGAACUGAGACAGGAAACUGUCGGGAGAAUAUGUACCGUAAGAGCUGGAACGUAGAGGAGUAUAUUGGUCAAUACGCGCAAGUCAGACUUGUAGAUGAGAGUUCUGGUAGAUGGGCUCACAUCAAUUUUGAUGACCUUAAAGGAGAUAUCAUUUGUCCUCACGAUUUAGACGAGAAAAAAUGA
Molecule: messenger RNA, 1032 nt
Organism: Stylophora pistillata
Lineage: Eukaryota; Metazoa; Cnidaria; Anthozoa; Scleractinia; Pocilloporidae
Molecular function (GO): calcium ion binding
Source: RefSeq, a predicted model, not a curated record